CGUCACAUGUACUCCGAGCCUGUCAGGGCAGCAGUCAAACGUCUUGAAUGGGGGAACCAACCACAGAUAAUUGAGUAUAUAAAGCGUGUCUUCGUUGCUUUGUGGGAACUGUGGGAACUUAGGUUUAUUGGUCUCAGCGGCGCAACAACUGACAAUAUCAACGAACCAGGUACCUACGAACCAAGCGGUACUAGGCUACUAUUUAGUAGCGAUCGCGAGCAUCUAAACCAAACCUUUCGACGGCAAUUCCACUUCUUAGAAUAAUAGCAAGCGGCUGCAUCGCAAUAGCCCCCCCAACGAGGAUAUUCACAAAAUGCAUCACUCAAUCAUCCUCCUCCCGGCGCUGCUCGCCCUAUGCCAAGCCAUCCCGGCCUCUCUCGACCAAGAGCCGCAGAACAGUUUCUGCGCAGGCGACAAGUCGGUCGCGGGGUUCUGCACGGCGCUGACCUACACGGACAAGACGGACUCGGCGUCGCCCACGACGAGCAACUGCGAGGACACCUGCCGCGGCAUCCUCUCGGACGCCGGCGACUGGGGCGUCGACUUCGCGGGCCGCCCCGCCGGCUGGCGCGACAACAUGUACAUCGGCGCGUGCGAGUUCAGCGUCUCGCGCGAGAAGGACGGCGACGCGUCGGCCUUUGCGUUCUCGAUGAAGAAUCAGGAUAUACUGGAUCUCGUGGACGAGAGCAUCGACCGCUUUGCGGGGAAGCAUGGGAAUAAGGUCAAGGCGGAAGGCACGAUGAAUUGUCAGGGGCAUGUGGUGAGGUGGUAUGUUGGGUAGAUGGUUGAGAUGCUCGCUACACCUGGUAUCUUACCUAGCCUAGCGAGGACCUCGGGU
Molecule: messenger RNA, 838 nt
Organism: Hypoxylon fragiforme
Lineage: Eukaryota; Fungi; Ascomycota; Sordariomycetes; Xylariales; Hypoxylaceae
Product: putative necrosis-inducing factor-domain-containing protein
Exons: 1
Coding region: 314-781 (155 amino acids)
Source: RefSeq, a predicted model, not a curated record